GAGAAGGACAUGAAACGAACCAACACCGGGUUCCUUACCAAAGGACUCAUCCGACCAUCCAUUUCGCCAUACGGUGCCCCAAUACUCUUCACACCGAAACCGGACGGAAGCAUGCGCAUGUGCAUCGACUACCGAGCUCUCAACAAGCAGACCGUAAAAAACAAAUACCCGAUUCCACAAAUCGAUGACCUGCUUGACCAGCUUUGGGGAGCCACGGUAUUUUCAAAACUAGAUCCGCGGUCCGGAUACUGGCAGAUAAGAAUGGCGGAUGAGUCUGUUCACAAAACUGUUUUCCGAACUCGGUACGGAUCGUACGAGUAUCUGGUAAUGCCGUUCGGACUCACCAACGCACCUGCAACGUUCCAAGCAGAGAUUAAUCAUAUCCUACGCCCACUCUUGGACGAAUGCGUGGUGGUGUACCUAGACGACAUUCUCUUCUACUCACGCGAUAUACAACAACACGUCGAACACCUGCGACGAGUCUUCGAGAUUCUUCGACGAGAACGCUUCUACGUCAAACUAUCCAAGAGCGACUUCGCCCUCGAGAAAGUCCAAUUCCUCGGACAUAUUGUAAGCGCUCAAGGAAUUCACGUCGACCCCAAGAAAAUCGAAGCCGUGCGUACGUGGAAGACACCCGAGAACGUGAAGGAGUUACAGCAGUUCCUUGGCUUUGCUAACUACUACAACAGGUUCGUGCCACAAUACGCGAAGAUCGCCACGCCACUCACGAAUCUGCUAAAGAAGAACACGCCCUAUAAAUGGGAGCCACAACACCAGGAAGCCAUGGAGCAGCUGAAACAAGCACUCACGUCCGCACCCGUACUCAUCUUGCCAGACCCCGAACGCGACUGCGUCAUCGAAGCUGACGCCCGCGACCAGGCAGUGGGAGCAGUCUUGAUGCAAGACCAAGGGAAUGGCCUGCAACCAAUUGCCUACCUCAGCAAAAAAAUACAUGGAGCAGAACUCAACUACCCGAUACACGACAAGGAGGCCCUUGCUAUCAUCAUCGCCUUCAAAACAUGGAGAUGUUAUCUCGAAGGACGCAAGACGACAGUCUACACCGACCAUUGCAGCCUAAAAUAUUUGAAGACGCAACCAAGCCUCUCCUGGAGGCAAGUCCGGUGGAUUGACUUCCUCGAGACGCACUUCCACUACGACGUCGUGUACAAGCCUGGCCACAAAAACAAAGCAGAUGCGCUUAGCCGGCCUGCACACGUUGCCCCUAUCCAAGUUGAAGGGAUGAAUCCACUCCUCAAGGGACUCUUCACACACGGGUUCACCAUCGACCCCGAAAUUCCCUUGGCAGAAAAGCGACAUCUGCUACAUUACUACUCGAAGAAUACCACGACGUCCUAUGACGUACAGAAAUUCGUCACCUCGUGCACUACAUGUCAGCGGAUGAUUCGCAGCAAGCAGAAAAAAGCAAGUCGGAUACAGCCUCUUCUUGUCCGGGAACAGCCAUGGCAAGUGGUAAGCCUAGACUUCAUCACCGGGCUACCAACUACCAAAAGCGGUCAUGACGCGAUCCUCGUCGUCAUUGACAAGUUCUCCAAGAUGGGACACUUCAUCCCGACACUCACCACAGCACGCACCGAGGAGACAGCACAACUCUUUGUUCGCUACAUCAUCUCACAACAUGGCAUUCCGACCACACUCAUCUCCGACCGAGACCCUAAGUUCACCAGCAAGUUCUGGAAAGAACUGAUGUCUCUACUCGAGACCAAACUCGCCAUGUCAUCCGCAAAUAGAUGGACAGACCGAGCGCCUCAACCAAAUUGUGGAACAACUCCUCCGUGCAGCCUGCAAGGACGACAUCUCCAAAUGGGACUCGCAUCUGCCCGUCCUAGAGUUUGCCUACAACAAUGCUACUCACGCCGCUACUGGACAGACGCCGUUCUUCCUCUGUUACGGACGCCACCCACUCACACCUCAACAGCCAAACAUACCAGCUACAGUCCAACCCGCUCAUGAUUUCAUCACAACCAUGCACAA
This is a messenger RNA of Closterium sp. NIES-67, 1992 nucleotides long. The record is from the annotation of a GenBank genome assembly. NCBI's taxonomy places the organism in Eukaryota, Viridiplantae, Streptophyta, Zygnematophyceae, Desmidiales, Closteriaceae.